CCCUCGCGGAGCAGCCGCUGCUUGCGCGGUCCGGCCGCACCCGCGGUGCUCCUCCGGCGUGCAUGUUAAUGCGCGGUAAUUGCCCGGAGAGGAGAGGCGGGGCGGAGCGAACUGCCGGCCGCCUGCCCGCCCUCCCUCCCUGCUGCUCCCCCCCUGCUGCUCCCCCCGCCGCCUCUCAUCCCCGGCCUCCCUGAUGCCGAGGAAUGGAUAGAGCGGCUGCUCUGCGAGCCGCCGGCAUGCUGGAGAGGAAGGAGCGGAGCGGCGGCGAGGCGGCGGCCGGCGGCGGCGCGGGGCCCCGGGCGGGCGCGGCGGCGGCGCGGGGCUUGCCGGCCGUGCGGAGCACGUUGCAGCAGUGCGGGCUGCUGCAGGACCUCAUCGACAUCUCGCUCUCUAACCUGCGCGGGCUUCGCACCAAGUGCGCCGCGUCCAACGACCUCACCCAGCAGGAGAUCCGCACCCUGGAGGUGAAACUGAUUGACUACAUCCGGAGACAACGGCAGUGUAAGCUGAGUGUGCCCCUGAAUGACAGGACAGCAGAGCUCAACAGCUACCCAAGAUUCAAUGACUGGUUAGACAUUGUCAAUGUGAGGAAAGAAGUUGUACAGAGAAUACCAGAGGAGCUAACCUUAGAUGCCUUACUAGAAAUGAAUGAGUCAAAGGUGAAAGAAACAAUGAAGAGAUGUGGUGCCAGAGAUGAGGAGUGCUCCAGGCUCAAUGGGGCACUGAGCUGCUUACGGAAGGUGACUGAAUCAGGUGGGGAGUUAAAAGAUGAUGUGCUGAUGAAUCUUUCUGAGGCACGCCGAGAGAACAGCUCUACAAACACGACUGAAUCCCCCUGCUCCUCUGUGCCCACAUGGACUCCCUCUGCACUGCACCUUCCCAAGGGCAACAGCCAGCAGGCACGUUCUGUGUCAGUAUCUACAAUCCCAUCUUCAGAUUCUCUUGCCUCAAGUCAUGGACCUUCUAUCUAUGCAGAAAACCUCCUGGACCCUUUUGCGUUCCCCGCACACAGUGGAAGGUUAACACCAAGGACUCCCCACAGCAUCACCAUCACCCCACCAACCACUCCUCAAGCCAAGAGACGGCAUAAAUUGAAGCCACCACGGACUCCUCCUCCCCCUUGCCGGAAGGUUUUUCAGCUGCUACCUAACUUUCCAACCCUCACAAGAAGCAAGUCUCACGAAUCACAGUUAGGAAACAGGAUAGAUGAAGUUCCUCCAAUAAAGUUCGAACUCUCCCAAGGCUCCCCUCAAAUGGUACGAAGAGACUUUGGCUUAGCUGUAACACACAGGUUCUCUACAAAGUCUUGGUUAUCUCAGAUUUGCCAAGUCUGUCAGAAAAGCAUGAUGUUUGGGGUGAAGUGUAAGUACUGCAGAUUAAAAUGUCACAACAAAUGUACUAAAGAGGCACCUGCUUGUAGAAUAUCCUUCCUUCCCAUAACAAAAAUAAGAAGAACAGAGUCUGUCCCUUCUGAUAUCAAUAAUCCAAUAGACAGACCAACAGAACCACAAUUUGGAACUCUUCCCAAAGCACUAACUAAAAAGGAGCAUCCACCAGCAAUAAAUCAUCUGGACUCUAGCAGUAAUCCUUCUUCUACAACCUCAUCCACACCAUCUUCUCCAGCACCUUUCCAGUCUUCCAACCCUCCCAGUGCAACACCUCCCCCAAACCCAUCUCCUAUGGGCCAGAGGGAUGGACGAUUUAACUUCCCAGCUGCCUACUACAUUCAGCAUAGACAACAAUUUAUCUUCCCAGAAAUUCCCAGUCCUGCACAAAUAGCACAGCCUCCAGAAACAGCUGCAGACACUAAUGAUCACGAACAGCCAGACACAGAUGGAGUUGAAUGUGAAGCAGAGGUGGAAGAACCAGAGACUAAUAAAUCAGAACCUGAAGAUGACGAUGAUGAGGUGGAAGAUUUGCCAAACAGACGGCCACACUUGCAAGGGAUGAUUUAUCGCAAACCUAGCCAGACCAGCGUCUACCUGCAAGAAUGGGACAUUCCCUUUGAACAGAUUGAACUGGGGGAUCCUAUUGGCCAAGGACGAUGGGGGAAGGUUUACAAGGGCAAAUGGCAUGGGGAAGUGGCCAUCAGGCUGUUGGAGAUAGACGGGAACAAUCAGGAUCACCUCAAGCUCUUUAAAAAGGAGGUGAUGAACUAUAGACAGACCCGGCAUGAGAACGUGGUACUUUUCAUGGGAGCAUGCAUGAACCCUCCUCAUUUAGCAAUCAUUACCAGCUUCUGCAAAGGAAGAACGCUUCACUCUUUUGUAAGGGACCCCAAGAUAUCCCUGGAUAUUAACAAAACCAGGCAAAUAGCACAGGAGAUCAUUAAGGGCAUGGGGUAUCUUCACGCAAAGGGGAUUGUACAUAAGGAUCUGAAAUCCAAGAAUGUUUUCUAUGACAAUGGGAAAGUUGUGAUCACUGACUUUGGAUUAUUUGGAAUUUCGGGUGUGGUUCAGGAAGGAAGGAGGGAGAACGAAUUGAAGCUGCCUCAUGACUGGUUAUGCUACCUGGCCCCUGAGAUUGUUCGUGAGAUGGCCCCUGGGAAAGAUGAAGACAAGCUGCCUUUCUCCAAAGCUGCAGAUAUCUAUGCCUUUGGGACUGUGUGGUAUGAGCUCCAAGCACGAGAAUGGCCUUUCAAGAACCAGCCUGCGGAGGCACUCAUCUGGCAGAUUGGAAGUGGCGAAGGAGUGAAACAAGUCCUUGCAACUGCUAGUUUGGGGAAAGAAGUCAACGAAAUUCUCUUGGCGUGCUGGUCGUUUGAUGUCAAUGAGAGACCUAGCUUCACUGUCCUCAUGGAUAUGCUUGAAAAACUGCCAAAACUGAAUCGUCGGCUCUCACACCCAGGGCAUUUCUGGAAGUCUGCUGACAUUAACAGUAGCAAAGUUGUCCUGCGUUUUGAAAGAUUUGGCUUGGGAAUCCUGGAACCAAGUAAUCAAAAGAUAUAGCAUGGUGUGUAAUUGUCUUGUGAUAAUGUUGUCUGCCUACUUACACAAAGCAUCAGGAGUCUUCACUGAAUCUUCCAAGCUAUGAAACUGGUGCAGCCACAGCCGAAAGCCGCACGACCAUCAAUUCACAGUCCUGUGUUGUUUGCAAAGUCUGAAUUCUGCCUGAGCACCAGCAGUUAUUUAAAGAAUGUUUACAUGAUACUUUUGUGUGAACUAUAUUUUUUUAAACAUAAUAAACAGUGAAUCAAGUUUAACUACAGCCAUUCUCAAAUAGCACUGAAAAAAGAAGAACUAUUUCUAGUUCCUUCUUGUGUCUGUGGUAAAUAGGAGCUAUCUUCUGCCUUCAAAGCAUUUGCUUUCCCCAAGAGAAGUGGAACUGGCUUGUUUCAGAAUGGCAGCACGCCCAGUACAAGGCGUUGGAGUUCCAGAUUGCAUUUUCCUUUCACUAAGGUAAAAAUCGGUCUAUUACACUGUGAUCUGCCCAACCAACGAUGGAGCUCUGAGGUUUGUUUCAGCAGGCUUGGUCCAAAGUUCUGGGUUACCUUGAAUUAAGUUACACUAGUACAAAUCGACUUCCGACAGGAGAGCUUCUGAUCACGUAGGCUGUCUCAUUUAAAACCUCAAGCGCUCUUCUACACAGAACUUGCAAGAAAAGCUGCUUGUUCUCAUACAAUCCCGUAGGAAGCUUAAGACUUGCUGACCUUUAAAAAAAUAAUAAAACUAUGGCUUGUUAUAGCUCUGUGCACUUGGGCCUAAUUCUUCUUUUGAAGUUCUAGGCACAACAAGCUCUAGUCCCCUAAACCAGCAGCUUUUCUGGAGAUACAACACCGACCAAACAGACGUGACUUACUGCCCCAGUCACCAUUUCAGUUGAAGAAGAAAAGACAUUUUCCAGAGCUGCCGGGAGAGGCAAGAGAGACAAGACAAGGGAAAAAGCCUUCCAGAAUAAUGCAUUAAGUAAGGUCUUGAUGCAUGGAACUUAUUAAGAGAUUCAGAGUCAUACACACACACUGUUACCAGCUCCUGUAGUUGGUCACAUUUAAGUUUGCGAGCUGUUUGUUUUUAAAAUUUCAGGACUAAAGCAGUUGUUUAGGGAAAAAGCUAACAACAGAAAUCUCGCAGCCAGGAAGGUUGCAUCUGGGUCUAGAGGACCUGACCCAACCCAACAGAGUAGACUUGUUGCAAAGGUUGAUUUUAAGACAAAUAUCCCCACACGCCCUCUCCAAUGUGUAAUGUGCAGGUUAUAAACGAUACAUCUGAUUACUGCAUUUAAGGUGACCAAUGCAUUACCCCACUUGCAACUGAAUCGCAAGCAGCACUAACAAAGGCUCCCUCGUGCCCCCCGUUCGUAUUCCCCUGCCUUCUCCUGCCAGCCAGGGCAGUGGGAGGACCCUAAUUUUACAAUGGACAUUCAGAUCCAUUCUGUCCUUAUAGUACUUCAUUUUGUUGAGAUGGUUCAUUAAGGCUCCCUGGAAGUCACCAAAUGUCAUUUCUCCAACGGCACUAAUAUGUUACACAGACCCCCCUACACCUUCACCGUCAUCACGAGGGUGUGACGUGAGGCUCACAGCGAGAGGAGCUCUGCAGUCCUCUGUAAGGUGGGCAAGGUGGCAGGCCCUCAGUUUGGCUACUUACGGGUGGCUGAUUUCUGUAGAAAAUCAAGUGGCAAAAAAAUUUCCUGAGUUCUGUUGAGCAGAGAGCUUCACUCCUACCUUGUGCAAGUCGGCUACAUUCUCUUACAGAUCUUUUGAUAGAAUGACUUUUUAAAUGUGUCUCAGAUACAAAAGAACAAAUCAGUUUGGUGGCGGCCAAGCGUGGCAUUGCGGUACUCUUCUGACCUCCUUCCUCUCCCCCACCUUUAUAAAGCAAAUAAGCCCCCUCCAAACACACUGCGUAUUUAACCUACACCACAUGGUUCUCUUCAAGACUUGCUACCGUUUGUUCUCUCUCAAAACGUGUGUGUCAGCAGUUUUAAGCAGAAGUUGUUUUCUCAGCAAGCACUGCUUAAAUCGGCACCACACAAACCUAAAGCGAGGAGAAACGUGCUGCUUCGCACCGGUAACGUUGCAAACCCAUCGGCCGAAACCCUCCAUGGGCUGCACGGUCCAUCUUGCCUUAGAGAAGAGCAGAACCUGCUGCUGGAUGCAAAUCGUUGCUUUGUAGCCCGCAGUUCUGAGCAGCCUUGCUGGGCUCCUCACCGUUUAUUUCUGCCAUCUCUGUGCACAAAACAGGGCCCCAAAGCUGGGACACCCAGAGCUUCUCAGAGCGGGAACCAGUCGCCAACUUGCAAACAGACCGUGUUUCCUUGCCGUUCGUCAGCGGUAACGCUGCUGUGCAAACGUACAAGAACUAUGCUGGGAAAGCAAUAUAUUCUCAGUUUUUUUUCUAGUAAGAUGACUGGCUAGGAAAAGGACAGCUAGUACUGGAUGACCAGACAGAUUAAAACAAAAUGAUAAAAUACAAAAAAUACCCCCAUCACCAUUUAUCCUUCUUACAGCUGCCCUCAGGUGUAGCUCACACACUCUCAGAAGACUUCCCAGGCACAGAGCUGCUUAAAACCCGACGGCCCUUCGUGCUGUGUGUUAAAGUGUGCUGAAUGCUAAUGGGAGACUCAUCCCAGCUGAGGCUGCCCGUGGUGCCCUGCUGGGAAUGCUGCCCCGCGGCUCCGGCCCAGGGGGCAGGAGGGGUCUCAAAACCUGCCUUUAAUCACGAGAUUUGGGAUUUUAAUUCAACCUGACCUUGGUUUUGUGUUUAGCACCCAUAAAUUGCUCUUGAAAGCAAAACCCAGCCUGCUGGACCCGGUGUAUCAGAGAGGAGAGACCGAUUGCCGUCUCUGGGAUAAUUUGUGUUUUAAUCAGCUGGUGUAAGACGCAUGGAAAUGGAUGGAAAGCAGUGGAGUUGUAGAGCCAUGAAGAGAGCGGAGCUCUCUUGUCCCUUGGCAGGUCGCAAACCAAGCGACCGUCGUUACGUUGCAUUGUUUUACGGUCACAAGUCCCGUGUCCUGUCUCCUCAUGUGCUGGUGUAAGGGCGUGACGCACAGUAAGCCUGUACCAUUUUAGAGUUGUAAAUGUGAAGCUGGCUGUACAAUGCUGCUACAAAAGCCACACGUCAGUAGUGAAUGUAAAUGGAGUCUGUAACAUGGUGAAAAUGGACACGUUUUCUUUUCAAAUGUGAUGUAAACUUUGUACAGUAAAAAUUUUUUUUUAUAUUUUCUAUCAAUUGAGUGUCUUCCAGAAUUGCUAUUAAAUUAAUUAAAAACUGUUAGUAUUAACAACAGUUUCUGUAUUAGUUUAUGCAACCAGCAAAAAAAAAAAAGUGCACUCUAUGCUAAUGAAUUCUGGAUAUGUAGGAAUCUUUUCAGUGAAUAAAUUUUUGCUCUGGAUAAAGCAAG
Messenger RNA from Phalacrocorax carbo (great cormorant), 6339 nucleotides. NCBI's taxonomy places the organism in Eukaryota, Metazoa, Chordata, Aves, Suliformes, Phalacrocoracidae. The record is from RefSeq and is a predicted model, not a curated record.